AUGAGCACCAACUUAUAUUUGUCGGCGUUGUUGGGUGAGCAUCACAAGAUUGGUCCGUUCAUGCCUGUGCUUCCUCGUACCUAUCGGCUGCUGAACCAAGUUGCAAGUUUGCCUCACCACAUAGCCCACAGACCCCACCCACCUCUCCCACCAACCUUUGUCCGUCCUCCUCCUCCUACUCUGCAUCUCUGCCUCAUGCUUUCAUCCUCAUCACUCAGCAGUCACCACACCAGCCACUGUCCUCCUCAUCCUACUUCAACUGUCGAGUUGCUGAUCCUUCGCGAGUUGAACUCGCUCUCUUGCCGUGCCUUUCACUUACGUGCUCGAUCUCUUCUUAAGACAAGACUAUUGCCGGCGCCAAUUCGUUCUGCUGGUAAAAGCCGAAAGGCUAAUGUCAGACUAAGGGCUAGAAACCUUGUACAGUCGAAAGAGCCUAAUCCGAUGAACAAAGAAGGUCAACAGAAGCCCAAUCCAAUCCCCAGCGAUACAGUCAACUUGCUUGUGAUCGACGUGGAGUGCGGAAAGCCGUUUGAUAUAUAUCAUUUCAGAUCGGCCUUCGGGAAUUGUUAUCAGCUCUCUCGUUGCUAG
Molecule: messenger RNA, 588 nt
Organism: Dovyalis caffra
Lineage: Eukaryota; Viridiplantae; Streptophyta; Magnoliopsida; Malpighiales; Salicaceae
Source: the annotation of a GenBank genome assembly